Molecule: messenger RNA, 5672 nt
Organism: Dermochelys coriacea (leatherback sea turtle)
Lineage: Eukaryota; Metazoa; Chordata; Testudines; Dermochelyidae
Exons: 7
Coding region: 339-4607 (1422 amino acids)
Biological process (GO): positive regulation of cytosolic calcium ion concentration; inflammatory response; complement receptor mediated signaling pathway
Cellular component (GO): plasma membrane
Molecular function (GO): G protein-coupled receptor activity; complement receptor activity
Source: RefSeq, a predicted model, not a curated record
AUGAGAGCACCCGUCACUGACUCUGGCAUCUCCUUCUUGUAGAGCUUCAAGCUGUGAUAGAGGUGGUAGGGGAGCCAGCCGAGGAAGAAGGAAACCACUGCAGCCACCAUGACUUUGAAGGGCUUCCCAGCCCACACCAGCUUCUUCUCCUUCAGCUCCAGCCCCACGCGGACAUAGCAUCCCAUGAUGGUGCAGAAGGGCAGCAGGAAGCCGAGCAGGAACCGGACCAUGAAGAUGGCCAGGUGGAUCCGUCUCCCCAGCUCCUGCGUCUCGGCUCCAUUCCAGUCUCCGGAGAGGGUGUAAUUGUUGAUGCAGGUGAUUCUUCCCCCAUCCACCACAUGGGUCUCCCGGAAAGCCAGGUAGGGAGCACUGAGACCGAAGGAGGCCAGCCACAUGCCCACAACCAGCUUCCCAGCCCGGGACAGGGUGCAGUGAUUCCGGGACCAGAUGGGGUGGUGAGUGAGGGUGUAGCGGUCCAGGCUGAUGAGGGUGAGAAGGAAGACGGAGGAGAACAUGCCCAUGGAAAUGAAGGCAUUGAGAAGCUUGCACGUGGCCAUGCCAAAGACCCAGUGGAAAUCCAGGAGGAGGUAGAUGGUGAAGAAGGGGAUCAGCAGGGUGAAGAGAAGGUAGCAGAAGACCAGGUGAAGGAACCAGAGCGUGGUCACCGUCCUCCUCAUCUUCAGCCCCAGCACCCACAGGAACAUCCCGUUCCCCACCACACCCACCAGGAAGGUGAUGAAGAGCAAGACGGCAGAGGCCAGGGCACCAUGGACCAAGGCAACAUGACUCUCCCACCAACCACUGGGGCAAAUUCCAGCCAGACCCCAGCAGCUGUGUGUGCCUCACACCUGGUCAUGGCCGUAUUGCUCUUCACCACCUUCCUGGUGGGUGUGGUGGGGAACGGGAUGUACCUGUGGGUGCUAGGGCUGAAGAUGAGGAGGACGGUGACCACGCUCUGGUUCCUUCACCUGGUCUCCUGCUACCUCCUCUUCACCCUGCUGAUCCCCUUCUUUGCCGUCUAUGUCCUCCUGGGUUUCCAUUGGGUCUUCGGCAUGGCCUUGUGCAAGUUCCUCAACACCUGUAUCUCUCUGGGCAUGUUCUCCACUGUCUUCCUUCUCACGCUCAUCAGCCUGGACCGUUACACCCUCACUCACCACCCCAUCUGGUGCCGGCAUCACCGCACCGUGCCCCGAGCUCAGAAGCUGGUGGUGGGCAUGUGGCUGGCCUCUUUCGGUCUCAGCGCUCCCUACCUGGCUUUCCGGGAGACGCACGUGGUGGACGGGGGAAGAAUCAUCUGCAUUAACAAUUACACCCUCUCCGGAGACUGGAACAGAGCCGAGAUGCAGGACCUGGGGAGACAGGUCCACCUAGCCACCUUCAUGAUCCGGUUCCUGCUCGGCUUCCUGCUCCCCCUUUGCACCAUCGUGGGAUGCUAUGGCCUGGUGGGGCUGAAGAUGAAGGAGAAGAAGCUGGCAUGGGCUGGGAAGCCCUUCAAAGUCAUGGUGGCUGCAGUGGUUUCCUUCUUCCUCGGCUGGCUCCCCUACCACCUCUAUCACAGCUUGAAGCUCUACAAGAAGGAGGUGCCAGAAUCAGUGACGGAUGCUCUCAUGGUCAUUUACACCUUGGCAUCCUGCUUCAAUGCCUGCUUCACCCCCAUCAUCUACCUUUUCGUGGGAGAGAAGUUCUGGCAGGUCUUCAGGACGUCUCUUCUCACUCUGGUCAAAGCAGCUUUUGUUGAUGAUCUCGGCAGCAGUGCCCCCGAGAAUAGUGGAAGAGUGGUAGGGCAGCUAGCCGAGGAAGAAGGAAACCACUGCGGCCACCAUGACUUCGAAGGGCUUCCCAGGCAACGCCAGCUUCUUCUCCUUCAUCUUCAGCCCCAUGCAGACAUAGCAUCCCACGAUGGUGCACAAGGGCAGCAGGAAGCCCAGAAGGAACCGGACUGUGAAGAUGGUCAGGUGGACUCGUCUCCCCAGCUCCUGCAUCUCGGAUCCAUUCCAAUCUCCAGAGAUGUCAUAAUUAAUUAUACAGGCAAUCUUGCCCCCAUCCACCACGCGAGUCUCCUAGAAAACCGGGUAGGGAGCACUGAGAUGAAAGGAGGCCAGCCACACACCCACAACCAGCUUCCCAGCCCGGGGCAGGGUGUGGAGAUUCUGGGACCAAAUGAGAUGGUCAAUGAGGCUGUAGCAGUCCAGACUGAUCAGGGUGAGAAGGAAGAUGGAGGAGAACAUGCCCAUGGAAAUGAAGGCAUUGAGAAGCUUGCACGUCGCCGUGUCAAAGACCCAGUGGAAAUCCAGGAGGACGUAGACAGCAAAGACGGGGAUCAGCAGGGUGAAGAUGAGGUAGCAGAAGACCAGGGCACCAUGGACCAAGGCAACAUGACUCUCCCACCAACCACAGGGGCAAAUUCCAGCCAGACCCCAGCAGCUGUGUGUGCCUCACACCUGGCUGCAGCCGUAUUGCUCUUCCCCACCUUCCUGGUGGGUGUGGUGGGGAACGGGCUGUACCUGUGGGUGCUGAGGCUGAAGAUGAGGAUGACGGUGACCAUGCUCUGGUUCCUUCACCUGAUCUCCUGCUACCUUCUCUUCACCCUGCUGAUCCCCUUCUUUGCCGUCUAUGUUCUCCUGGGUUUCCACUGGGUCUUUGGCACAGUCAUGUGCAAAUUCCUCGACACCUGCAUCUCUCUGGGCAUGUUCACCUCUGUCUUCCUUCUCACGCUCAUCAGCCUGGACCGCUACACCAUCACUCACCAUCCCAUCUGGUGCCGGCAUCACCACAAUGUGCUCCGAGCUCAGAGGCUGGUUGCGGGUGUGUGGCUGGCCUCCUUCAGUCUCAGCACUCCCUACCUGGCUUUCCGGGAGACCUGGAUGUUGGAUGGGGGCAGAAUCAUCUGCAUUAACAAUUACGCCCUCUCCAGAGACUGGAACAGAGCCGAGCCACAGGAGCUGGGGAGACGGGUCCACCUGGCCAUCUUCAUGGUCCGGUUCCUGCUAGGCUUCUUUCUCCCCUUCUGCACCAUCGUGGGAUGCUGUGGCCUGGUGGGGCUGAAGAUGAAGGAGAAGAAGCUGGCGUGGACAGGGAAGCCCUUCAAAGUCAUGGUGGCCGCGGUGUUUUCCUUCUUUCUCAGUUGGCUGCCCUACCACCUCUACCAGAGCUUGAAGCUCUACAGGAAGGAGGUGCCAGAGUCAGCGAUUGGUGCCUUCUUGGUCAUUUACACCUUCACGACCUGCUUCACUCCCAUUCUCUACCUCUUUGUGGGGGAGAAGUUCUGGCAGGUCUUCAGGACGUCUCUUCUCACUCUGGUCAAAGCGGCUUUUGUUGACGAUCUUAGCAGCAGUGCCCCCAAGUUCCUCAUGGUUCUAAAAUCUGAUGGGUUCCAGUGGUUAGAGCGGGGGGGAGGGUCCUGGGCGACAGUAUUUAUAGAGAGGUGUAAACGCAAGAGACGAGGAAAGAGCGACAGGUGCUCCUCCAGAGAAUCAGUCGCAGAAGCAGGAAGAGAACCCAGGAGUCCUGGCUCCCAGGGCCCCCCUUGCUCUGACCCGCUGGCAGGGCUGCCAACUGUCCCUUAUUACAAGGGGCGCCCCUUGGUUUUCCAUCUCCCUGCAAGAAGCUCGGGACUUGCUGAGUUCUGCAAAAAGCAGCAAGAAAACCCCCCUGGUGAAUGUAGGGCGAUGCUGCCCUUCAACUCCACAUCCGGGGAGGCCCCACUGCGCCAGGCCAUGAAGGUCACCGCGGCCGUGGCCUUCGGCUUCAUCUUCUUGGCGGGGGCGGCUGGGAACGGGGCGGUGCUGUGGGUCACGGGCUGGAAGCUACGCUGGACCCCCAACACUGUAUGGUUCUUCAACCUGGCCAUGGCCGACGUGACCUCCACCUCUCUGAUCCUGGUCACCAUCCUGUACCUGGCCCUGGAUCUGAACUGGCCCUUUGGCUCCGUGGCCUGCAAGUUGGCCAACUGCCUCUUCAGCUUGAGCCUCUGCAGCGGGGUCCUGCUGCUCAGCGCCAUCAGCGUGGACCGGUGCACGGUGGUGGUGGCCCCGGUCUGGUGCCGCCAUCACCGCACGCCGCGGCUCAGCUGGGUGACCUGUGCUGCCAUCUGGGCCCUGUCACUGGCCACCUUCGUGCCCAGCUCCUUCCUCUUCUCCGAGCUCUCCCUCGAGAGGAACCGGAGCUCCUGCAGCAACCUGGACAUCUUCCAAGACUGGAGGCGCCAAGAGGCCGAGAUCUUGACCGUGUUCAUCUUCCUCUCCCAGUUCCUCCUGCCCUUGGUGGUCAUCUCCGUGUCCUACUCCGUCCUGGUGGCGGCCAUGAGGCGGAAGAGGCUGGCCAAGUCCAGCAAGCCCCUCUUGGUGGUCACCAGAGUCAUCUUCUGCUUCUUCCUCUGCUGGUCGCCCUACCAUGCCUUGGCCUUGGCCAGGAUCUCCAUGGCCCACGUGCCCAGCGCCGUGCGCCUGGUGGCCAUCCCUCUCUCCAAGUGCCUGGCCAUGUUCAACAGCUGUAUCAACCCCCUGCUCUAUGUCUUUGCCGGGAGGGAGUUCCAGGAUGCCGUGCGGAGGCCCCUGGUGCAGGCCUUCAAGACAGCCUUCGAGGAGGUGCCACCAACCCAUGUGUGAAGGGGGAGAUGCCGUACUGCAGGGAGCUGGCUGGGGGAGCUCUCCCCUGGCAGUCAGGGCUGGCCCCGGUGCCCCAGUGUGGUGCUGUGCCUCAGGGGACACGCCGGGGGCUCUCCCCUGGCAGUCAGGGCUGGCCCCGGUGCCCCAGUGUGGUGCUGUGGCACAGGGGACACGCCGGGGGCUCUCCAUCUCAUUUUGAAAUGAAAAAACUCAGUUCAGUCCAUUCUGUUUGAACAAUUGCUUUGAACCUGCCUCCCCCGCCAGGGAAUUGCUUCUAAACACACACGUUCCCCAGCUUGUCGAUUUCAAUCGAGCCACGUUUUCUGACACAGACUCUGCCCUUUGGAAAACCUCAGCCAGCUCUUCUGGAGAGGCCGGCCUCCACUGGGGGGUAUGAAGAGCCCCACAAGGGGUGACAGACCCGUCUCUGCCCCCAACCAUCACAGAACUGAUAGGGAGAAAAGGAAGGGAUUUGUUAACCCUGACUGGCUGAUCUCCAGGUGAUUGUGGAGGGGCCUUUCCCCUCUAAGGGACACAGCCCCUGGCUGGCUAUGGGGGACAGGGAACAGCACAUAGGCCCUUUCCCCUAUAUGGGGCACAGCCCCAGGCCAGAGGAUUGGAUGGCUCCGAGGGCAGGGAUGGUCUUAGGAUGUCAGCGCUUGUCAGGAAGGAGACUGAAAUUCCAGGGAAAGGGUCACAAACUCCCUCAGUGCUUGGCCUGCAGCCCUUGACUUGCCAGCCCCAGCCCAAAUCCCUUCCACUGCCCACAUGUCCCCAUGGGGGUUUCAUGGGGACACAGGAUUUUCCAUUACAGCGUGUCUCAGCCACCAUAGCUGCCUUGCACUGCAGCUGGAUAAACAGCAACCCCACCCCAGAGGUGGUUGCAUCUCAGCUGCAGCUGAGGGAUCGCUGUAUAAACAGCCCCUGCACCCCACCAGCACCUAAAGUUGCUUCAGCACUUUAAGAUCCUUUUGUUCCACCCCACCCCCAAGAACCGCUCAGUUCUGUCCACAACCACAACCACACAGGAACGGUCGAGCAUUUUAUUCAUCAGGGAGAAGAAAA